AAGUCCAGACAACACCCUAAACCGGUUUAAAGUAUAUUCCUAGUUAUUGUAUGUGUGUGAGAGAAUGCCACGGGCUCCGCAGAAUUUCCAAGGCCCAAAAGUGCGGAGCUGUACAGAGCCAUGAUUGCGUCUUUGUUUGUUUUGCACGUUUCCAAGCGAUGAUAACGCGGUUAGCGUUUGAGGAAGCAGCCCCUAGAGUUGGCUUGCACAGGUCUGGAUGUAUCUGAUUGGAGUAGCAGUAGUCAGAGUGGGUGAUCACAGGGAGGAGGGGAGAGACUCUGAAGUGGCUUUUCUGCGUGUGUGUGUGUGAUUCUCCAGCGGCCAUGUUAACCAAGAAACCCUGCGCUGCCGCUGCUGCUACUGCUGUCUACCCGACUGGCAAAGGGGUUGAGAUUUGCCAGCUACAGUCUUCCCCCGGACUGGGCAUCGGGGGUCCCCGGGCUGUAGCAGGGACUGAAGCCACAUCACCCGUCACACUACCACCACUCAGGAACAGCAACUCUCUAACGGCUGGAGGCAAUAAGCACACAAUGAAUGACCAUCUGCACGUUGGGAAUCACCAGCAGAUCCACGUCCAACAGCUGUUUGAGGAGAACAGCAACAAACGGACAGUGUUGACCGCACAACCCAACGGGUUGACACCCGUAGGUAGAGCAGGUCUGACCAUGCCGGAGAAGCAGCAAGAAAGCAGCCAGUGUCGACAAGGCAGCUCAACUUCCAUCAAAUCAACUGAAAGCAAACCUAAGCCAGCGCCUUUGACUCCUGAGCAGGCCAUGAAACAGUACAUGUCAAAGCUUUCAGUGUUUGAACACCAAGAAAUCUUCACCUACCCUGAGGUCUAUUUUAUAGGUCCAAAUGCAAAGAAAAGACAAGGUGUUGUUGGAGGGUCUAACAAUGGAGGUUAUGACGACGAUCAGGGCUCCUACAUUCAUGUGCCCCAUGACCAUAUAUCAUAUAGGUAUGAGGUACUAAAGGUUAUUGGUAAAGGCAGUUUUGGGCAGGUGGUGAAGGCCUAUGACCACAAGAACCACCAGCAGGUGGCCCUGAAAAUGGUCCGUAAUGAAAAGCGAUUCCAUCGCCAAGCCGCUGAGGAAAUUCGCAUUCUGGAACAUUUGCGCAAGCAGGAUAAGGACUCCACCAUGAAUGUCAUCCACAUGCUGGAGAACUUUACAUUCCGCAACCAUAUCUGCAUGACGUUUGAGUUGCUCAGCAUGAACCUCUAUGAGCUCAUCAAGAAAAACAAGUUUCAGGGCUUUAGUUUGCCACUAGUGCGCAAGUUUGCACACUCCAUCUUACAGUGUCUGGACUCACUGCACAAGAACAGAAUUAUUCACUGCGACCUCAAACCUGAGAAUAUACUUCUGAAGCAGCAGGGGCGCAGUGGGAUAAAAGUGAUCGACUUUGGCUCUAGCUGUUAUGAGCAUCAACGGGUCUACACUUACAUCCAGUCACGCUUCUACAGGGCCCCAGAGGUCAUUCUGGGUGCUCGAUAUGGGAUGCCAAUUGAUAUGUGGAGCUUAGGUUGUAUCUUAGCGGAAUUACUUUCAGGGUACCCUCUCUUGCCUGGAGAAGAUGAAGGGGACCAACUAGCAUGUGUCAUAGAGCUGUUGGGUAUGCCCUCCCAGAAGCUACUGGAUUCAUCCAAGAGAGCAAAAAAUUUUAUCAGUUCGAAGGGAUAUCCCCGUUAUUGCACAGUCACAACCUUACCUGAUGGUUCAGUGGGGCUGAAUGGGGGAAGGUCACGUAGGGGCAAACUCAGAGGUCCACCAGGCAGCAGAGACUGGGUGACAGCACUUAAAGGCUGUGAUGACCCCCUCUUCUUGGACUUUCUAAAACAGUGUCUAGAGUGGGACCCGUCCCUGCGUAUGACCCCUAGUCAGGCCCUCCGCCACCCAUGGCUCAGAAGACGCUUGCCAAAACCUCCCACUGGGGAGAAAACCACCAUAAAGCGGAUCACUGAGGGUACUGGUGCUAUAACCUCAAUCUCCAAAUUACCUCCCCCUUCUGGCUCAGCCACAAAGUUAAGGACUAACAUGGCACAAAUGACUGAUGCCAAUGGGAAUAUACAACAAAGGACAGUGUUGCCAAAAUUAGUCAGCUGAACACUAAUUCUUUUUUCUUUUAAAUGAUGAUAUUGGAAAUUGUUGUUGAUAUUGCAAAGCUGAGCAUUCAGAUGUGUGGGUUUUUUAGGAAUGAGAGUCAUUAAUGCAUAUACACCAUUAAUGAACUGCUUUGUAGCACCUUUAGUUGGAUUGUAUUCUAGAAAAGCUCAAAUGGCCAAGAAAGGGGAACAACACUUUAAGGUUUUUAUGUCUGGACUUUGCUGAAUGCUGCUUUGAAGGAGCAGUCAUGUUCUACAAUCUGGUCUUUAAUAACAAAAAGUCCCACUUUGGUUUAAUACCUACAUAUUGUAGCAUAAAAAAGAAAAUUGAAUCACCACCCUCAGAUCCUGUCAGAUAAAUAGUGUGUUAAAGGUUAAAAUGUAUUUACUAAAAGCUAUUUGAUCUGAGACCUGUUGCAUUGCAGCCUAAUGUGGUCAAUAUCAAGACAAGAUCAUUUUUUAAACCCUCUAAGAGACUAUGUAAGAGAAACGGGUAAAAUGGAGAGUGGAUGUUGCAGACUGUAAUGAGGUAGCAAAGGGAAUCAAUGUUUACAUGAUAGACUUGGUAUGUGCCUAUAAAUCUCUUGACAUUCCUUAAAGACAUUAAAUGAGGAAAAAAAGAGAGUGUUUAGAUUGAUGGCAAGUUUAAAGGAAAUUAUGCGGCUAAAUGGAGAUGAUACUCAGCAGUACUUGACACUCUUGUAAUUAUAAGCUAUUCGCUGGAAGAGUUGCUUUUGACUGUGUACUGUCCUGGAAGGAAAAAAAACUUUGGUGCUUUACCUUUUUUAUUUAUGUUUUUUAUAUCUUGAAACGUAAUGCUUCUGAAACAAAACAGUGUUGUGUAAUCAAUAGGUUAUAGGUAAUAGGUAAGCAGAACAUUGCAUUUACUUCAAUGCAAGCAAGUAAUCAUGCAUGAUGCAUAUUUUAGAUGGACAAGGUUAUGGCAGAGUAUGUCACGAUUCAACAAGUCUCUUAACAAAUCUAUAACCACAAAGACAAUACAGAUGGCAACAUUGGCCUCAUAUGAGCAAGUCCACACAAUGAAUAUGUAAAAAUAUAAGGGUAUGCAGAGUUAAAAUUCUUAAAGGUUGUUCCCUUUUUUAAAAUUAUGUUACAAAUAAGUUAUUAAUAACACUUUUCCCCCAAAUCCAAAACAGUUGGAUUUGAAAAGGAAUAUUUCUCUUUAGAACACAAAGACUGGCCAUUUUUGUAGCAUUUUUGACAUGGAAAGAAUAAUUUGACUGACAUGGGUGUAAAAGCUUAGUAAGUUUAACUUAUUUAUUUCAUUUUAUUGUGUCAAUGAAGAGCUAAUAUAGGAGGAACCAGUGGAGGUGGCUUGUAUAUCAAUGGAUUGAUUUACGGUGCAAUGCACAAAAAUAUAUAUCUGCCACUACUUUGAAAUCCUACUCUAGCAGGGGGUAGUCCUGCUUAUUUUCACCCAGUCAUGGAUUGGGGGUGUGGAAGGAGGUCAAACUAUGGGCUGUCAGGGAGACCAGCAAAGCUGUAAUGCUCAUGUUGACCCACUCCCCCUCCCCCACUAGAGGCUGGCACAGUGCCCACCAGGCCUAAUGCACACUGCACAGGGCCUAAGGCCCUUUUGGACACCCAUAGUGCUUUACAAAUGCAGACAUUACCUGCCAACAUCAGCAGGCAUUUCACAAUGUACUUUACACUGUUUUUAUUGUUCUGUGAAUUGACAGCAGUGUGGAAUAAUUGUGCCCUUAGGUUUAAUACAAUGUGCCUUUGGUUAUCAAUGCCAUUCAUUUUAUUUUAAACAACAGUUCUCCCUAUCAUUUACUUUGAAAGACUCAUGGUGAUUCUCUUGCACAUGUUUGAGCAUUGCCCAAAGAUUGGCUACUUCCCAAACCUUGUUAAAUGGGACUUGGGGACAACUGGCCGCACAGUAGAGGUUGUACAUGUUCCGACACUCAAUCUCGUUUUCUACUAUGAUUUGAGAGGAGUAAACAAAUAACUUUAGGGCCCUUUUCCACCUGGGAUGUCUUAGUAAGAGAGUGUCUUCACCACUGCAUUCAAGUUAUCUUAACAUCACAAGUAUUCACGGUGAUACAUUUCGUUGAUUUUAUUUCAAUACAAAUGAGAACACAUUUUAAUAUUUUACCUCAGACUGUUGUGAUAUUCUUGUACUUUACAAAUCAAGGGCAUUUGGUACAUACCAAAGUGCAUUCCUUUCUGUGUUGGUGGCUAUGUGGGAAAAGAAGCCAGAUUUUCUCUUUACCUGAUCAAGAGGCCAUUCAAGCCACUCAAGAGUAUCUCUUGAGAAUGUUAAUCUUCUGUGGAGAGGGAUGGAUGCUUGAGCUCUAUUAGACAGUCACAUCGCCUGUUAAAAUGUCUGACAGAUGUAGCAUACCUCCUCUUGUUACUUGACAUGGCUGGAUGUAUCUUUUGGGCAGUAAAAACUGCAACCCCAUGAAAUCCAAAUCCAUGAGUAAGUUGUCAUCCUAGUGUGCAAUACAGUGGUAGCAUUGUUGGGGAAAAUCAAACCACAAGUCUGAAAGUUACAUUUUAAAAGGAUAUGCUUUUUAUAGUUUUUAAAUGUAUGCCCUAACUCUUGAAUCAGGCUACCCACUGUCAGCUUGGUUUUUUUAAAAACAAAUCUUUAACAGAGGAACAAAGUUGGCAAUGUUUAUAUUCAGCCACAGAAAUGUACUGUACAUAUGUGAAUUUGUUGAAUUCGAUGUGGAUGUGUACAUAUGUAUAAUGUUUUCAUUUUGUGAAAUGCUGCUGAAAACACUACAUAUAUUGCUGUAGUGGGGGUUUAAUGUUGGCGGCCAGUUUAAUGAUACUGUAUGUAUUGUACAGCUGAUGGAAGAAGUUUUUUCUAGUGAUCAUUUGUUAAAUUUUAUUGUGUGGCUGGAAUAUAUUAAUAAUAAAAGUUUUAAUGUCAAUCUUUAAAAAA
Messenger RNA from Pimephales promelas (fathead minnow), 5018 nucleotides. RefSeq names its product dual specificity tyrosine phosphorylation regulated kinase 2 (gene dyrk2). Gene Ontology annotation, molecular function: ATP binding; protein serine/threonine/tyrosine kinase activity; protein serine/threonine kinase activity. Lineage: Eukaryota; Metazoa; Chordata; Actinopteri; Cypriniformes; Leuciscidae. Gene Ontology annotation, biological process: peptidyl-serine phosphorylation; peptidyl-threonine phosphorylation. Gene Ontology annotation, cellular component: cytoskeleton; cytoplasm; nucleus. The record is from RefSeq and is a predicted model, not a curated record.